AUGAAAAACUCGACAGCUAUUCCACACAAAGAAGAAUCGAAUGAAUAUGAUCCGGUAGUGGGAACGUCUACAGAUCUACACAAACCCGUUGUGGAAUCGUGCUCACUUGAAAUAUGUGAUUAUAUCCAGGACAAGAAAGCCUCACCAAUACCGGUAGCCCUCGUGCAUCCUCUACCAGCUUCUCCUACAGGAAUCUGGGUCAGAAAGAAACCGAAAAGAAAGUUGGGUUCCGUCAUGUUCAAGAAUGAGUUCCUAUUUCCGAGCAAAGAAUUGGAGACUCCACAAAAAAGCCCGGUUUCCGAUCGAAAAGACGCAAUUGAACAGCUGAUUUUGGAGUUGGUGAGCGAUCCAAUGGAUGACGAAAAGUCUCCGGAAAAACUUAUGAAGCCAUCACGACGUUCUCAUUCGGAAACUCGAACAAACGUGGAACGGCCGAAAUUGAAAGUGUCAGAAGAUGACAGCCUACUUCACCGUCUCAAGCUGAACUAUUUCAAUUCACCUGACUAUACUGUCGCCGAGUUACGGGAAAUUAACUCCGACUGA
This is a messenger RNA of Cooperia oncophora, 543 nucleotides long. The record is from the annotation of a GenBank genome assembly. Lineage: Eukaryota; Metazoa; Nematoda; Chromadorea; Rhabditida; Trichostrongylidae.